AUGGACGCCUCUAUUUACCAGAUCAUAUUCGGAGAGUUUGGCGACCCUAACUGCAGUUUGAUAGACGCUUUCCAGGACACUUUUUACGAAAACGCGUCCUUGUCAUUGAUGAACCUUGACGGGUCUUAUUGUAAUGCCACGACCGACGAGAUUGGGACCUGCUGGCCGCGGAGCAGCACCGGGCGGAUUGUAGAGAGACCUUGUCCCGAGUACAUCAACGGAGUCAAGUACAACACAACCAGAAGUGCAUACAGAGAGUGCAUGGAUAAUGGGACGUGGGCGUUGAAGAGCAAUUACUCCAGUUGUGAACCCAUUCUGGAGGAGAAGAGAAAAUAUCCAAUGCAUUACAAGAUAGCACUGAUCAUCAACUACCUAGGCCACUGUAUUUCUGUGGGAGCUCUAGUAGUGGCCUUCAUUCUCUUCUUAUGCUUAAGGAGCAUACGAUGCCUUCGAAAUAUCAUCCACUGGAACUUGAUCACCACUUUCAUAUUAAGGAAUGCUAUGUGGUUUCUGCUUCAACUGAUCGACCACAAUAUCCAUGAGAGCAAUGAGCCUUGGUGUCGACUAAUUACAACGAUAUACAACUAUUUUGUGGUGACUAACUUUUUCUGGAUGUUUGUUGAAGGAUGCUACCUCCACACAGCCAUUGUAAUGACAUAUUCAACAGACAAGCUUAGGAAAUGGGUCUUCCUUUUUAUAGGAUGGUGUAUUCCAUUCCCCAUCAUUGUUGCCUGGGCUAUUGGAAAGCAGUAUUUUGAAAAUGAACAAUGCUGGUUUGGCAAGGAGCCUGGAAAAUAUAUUGACUACAUUUACCAAGGACCUGUUAUUCUUGUGCUUUUGAUAAACUUCGUUUUCCUCUUCAACAUAGUGAGAAUUUUAAUGACCAAGCUGAGAGCUUCAACCACAUCCGAAACAAUACAAUACAGAAAGGCGGUGAAAGCAACGCUGGUCCUGCUACCUCUGCUGGGGAUCACUUACAUGCUCUUCUUUGUGAAUCCGGGGGAAGAUGACAUUUCUCAAAUCGUUUUCAUCUAUUUCAACUCUUUCCUACAGUCAUUCCAGGGUUUUUUUGUGUCAGUAUUUUACUGCUUUCUAAAUGGAGAGGUGCGUUCUGCGGUUAGGAAAAGAUGGCAUCGCUGGCAGGACAAUCACACCCUCCGUGUACGAGUGGCACGAGCCAUGUCCAUCCCCACGUCUCCCACCAGGAUCAGCUUCCACAGCAUCAAACAGACCACUGCUGUUUGA
This is a messenger RNA of Lampris incognitus (smalleye Pacific opah), 1245 nucleotides long. RefSeq names its product corticotropin-releasing factor receptor 2 (gene crhr2). The record is from RefSeq and is a predicted model, not a curated record. The coding region runs from base 1 to 1245 and encodes 414 amino acids. Lineage: Eukaryota; Metazoa; Chordata; Actinopteri; Lampriformes; Lampridae. Gene Ontology annotation, cellular component: plasma membrane; dendrite; axon terminus. Gene Ontology annotation, biological process: cell surface receptor signaling pathway; long-term synaptic potentiation; adenylate cyclase-modulating G protein-coupled receptor signaling pathway. The transcript has 12 exons. Gene Ontology annotation, molecular function: G protein-coupled peptide receptor activity; corticotropin-releasing hormone receptor activity; corticotrophin-releasing factor receptor activity.